UCACGUCAGAAAUAUCGCGAGAACUGAAAUCCGGAAAUGAUAAACUUUGUAAAUAAACAACUUUUGCCAGUCUAAAUAUGCCAUUUAUUGUGCAAUUUGUAACGUUGAUAGCUCUAUUGAUAUGUGAUAAAAGUUCUGGUUUCAUCAAUAAAGAAAUAUUUCUUACCCUUGGAGAAUCAGUAACUGUAGAACUAGAAGCAAACUUGACAUAUCAUGCAGUUGUUAAUAACAUUACAGAAAAGUACACUUACACCAUAUUGCAGUCACAUAGCUUUAACAGCAUUGUGAGUGUUUCAUUGGUGGAAGAGCUCAGCUAUGACCAGACAAAGACAGGGAGGAAUGUAGGGGUACUAAAGCUGUUACUUCAGGGGGAGGAUAGGGCAGAAUUCUGGGUCAG
Messenger RNA from Owenia fusiformis, 397 nucleotides. The record is from the annotation of a GenBank genome assembly. NCBI's taxonomy places the organism in Eukaryota, Metazoa, Annelida, Polychaeta, Sabellida, Oweniidae.